GUUCUUAGAAAUUGGGAUUUCGGAGUGACCCAUUUAGCCAGACAUCACCUUUUUGUUGUUCUUCUGUGGAUUUUCCCCAAUUUUAAACCCUUGAAUGACCAUAUUCUUCUUACAUUCUUCUUUCAAGCUUGCAAUUUUCUGGGUUUUGACUCAUCCCAACUACAGAGCCGCCGCCGCCAUUCUUAAUGGAACACAAGAGUUUGAUCACCGAGUUGACUCAGGGGAAGGAGAUGGCGAUUCAACUCAAAACCCAUCUUCCUUCUCCUAUGGCGAUUCAACUCAAAACCCAUCUUCCUUCUCCUCCUCCUCCUGGUUCUUCUCCACAAGCUCUCAUUUUCUUGACGGAAAUGAUUCAGUCUUCUUUCGAGAGUGCACUUUUGCUUCUGAAUUGGAACCCUAAAGAUCCAUCCGAAGAAGAAGAAGAAGAAGAAGAAGAAGAACCCACCAAGAACAAGAGGAAAAACAGCAGCAGAGAUGUGCUGCUCAAGAGGAGAAAGUUGCUGCCUAAAUGGACUGAGGAAGUUAAGGUUGGCAGUGGCUCUGCCGCUGAAGGCCCACUCAAUGAUGGCCAUAGUUGGAGAAAAUAUGGCCAAAAAGAUAUCCAUGGCGCUAACUUUCCAAGAUGCUAUUAUAGAUGCACUCAUCGGAAUGUACGAGGAUGUUUGGCCACAAAACAAGUUCAGAAAUCCGACAACGAUCCCAACAUUUUCGAGGUGACAUACAGAGGACAGCACACAUGCAACCAAUCCGCAAAUUUGGGAUUGAUUUCCGUUUCAAAUCGGAACGAAAUCCCAGAAGAAACCCAUCAAAAUCAACAAAACCCAAACUCUGAAAUUCUCUUCAAUUUCGGAGAACAACAGCAUUUCGGUCUCAAAAUCAAAACAGAGGAUUUUGACGAUGUUUUUCCGCCGUUUUGCUUCGGAUCGGAAACUGUCGAUGAAAAUGUGUUCUUAGAACAGAUGAUGGAGCCGGGUUUUGUUGCGGACGGCAACUGGUCUGCGGCGGCUGUGUCGUCGGCGACGUCGGAAACGGCCUGGGAUUUAAGCGGUUACGGCGGAGAAAUUCAGGGGGUUCAGUCGUCGGAGCAAUCGAACAUGACGGAGAUGGUUUCGGCGACAACUUCAGUGACAAAUUCGCCGAUUGGUAAUGGGGAUUGGGAUUUGUCGCUUGAUAAGAUUGAUUUUGACCAGUUUUUCCACUUUGACCGUCUGGAUUUCAUCUCUUGAAAGUUCUUGCAUUUUGUACCAAUUUUUCUUCAUUAUUAUGAUUAUUAUUAUAUUUUUCAUGAAGGAUAA
Cucurbita maxima (winter squash) is the source of this 1295-nucleotide messenger RNA. Its product is annotated as probable WRKY transcription factor 46. Gene Ontology annotation, cellular component: nucleus. Gene Ontology annotation, molecular function: DNA-binding transcription factor activity; transcription cis-regulatory region binding. Gene Ontology annotation, biological process: regulation of DNA-templated transcription. Bases 186 to 1226 code for a protein of 346 amino acids. The transcript is spliced from 6 exons. NCBI's taxonomy places the organism in Eukaryota, Viridiplantae, Streptophyta, Magnoliopsida, Cucurbitales, Cucurbitaceae. The record is from RefSeq and is a predicted model, not a curated record.